Messenger RNA from Pestalotiopsis fici W106-1, 1851 nucleotides. RefSeq lists its product as uncharacterized. Gene Ontology annotation, molecular function: zinc ion binding; DNA binding; DNA-binding transcription factor activity, RNA polymerase II-specific. Gene Ontology annotation, biological process: DNA-templated transcription. Gene Ontology annotation, cellular component: nucleus. Bases 1 to 1851 code for a protein of 616 amino acids. The transcript has a single exon. The record is from RefSeq and is a predicted model, not a curated record. Lineage: Eukaryota; Fungi; Ascomycota; Sordariomycetes; Amphisphaeriales; Sporocadaceae.
AUGGCCCCACGAGCUCGCUCUUCAGCAGCAUGCGAUACGUGCAGAUUGCGCAAAACCAAGUGUGUUUUACGGCCCGGCGAGGAGCGCUGCAUUCUCUGCGCGUUCCAUGAGCUAGAAUGUGUAUUCGACCCGGACGGCCCCCGCCGCAAACGACAGCGCCGACGGCGUAGCACACAGGAUGGGGCUGGACUAGUGGAGCAGCAGCAGGAUACCUCGCAUACAGGCACAGGUCAACAUGUUCAGCAAAGACGACACCACCAAGAAACGCUUGCCGAGCCGGCGGCUUCGUCAAGGGAGACAUAUGUUGACUUGUCAUCACCCGAGAGCAGCCGAGAUCGAAUCAGCACCCCUCCCGCUGCAGCGUACCCCAGCAUUCUCAACGAAACCCUCGGCCUCGAUCCCGCGAACCAUGCUGAAUAUGUCGGCCCGAGCGACUAUAGAGACCCUCUCUUACUCGAUUUAAGGCUGAACACCGAGAAUAGCUCAAGUUUUGUCCGUCGAACGGACAAUCGUACUCUUUUCAUUGUCCACUCCGAUGAAGCAGCCGCCUCUGAUGCCAGGAGAAUCGCCGACGUGGACGCCAUUGAGGCUGUUGUUCACCCCCACGGCCCGAAUCUAGUCAACUUGUACUUCCGCUUUGUACACCCAAGUUUUCCUAUACUCCACAAAGAUGUUUUCAUUGCCAAACAUCGCGUGUCAUACCGCUACUUUACACCAUCACUGCUUGCUGCGGUGUAUUUGCUGUCCAUAGAAUGGCGAUUACAUGAUAGUGUGCUGGCCAGCAGCGACAUUCGUACUGGACCAGAUGUCACUGCCCUUGAACAGCUCGCUGAUGCCGCAAUUCAAGAAGAUAUGCGGACGCCGAAACUAAGUACCCUGGAAGCGGGCUUAUUGCUUUUGCAAAGACACAAGUUACAACUUGUCGAGCGGCCAGUAGCUUCGAUAUGGAGGUUGCACUCUCAAAUUGUUGCCAUUUCUCACGAGCUUGGUCUCCAUGCCGACUGUAGCUCUUGGUCAACCCCCGACUGGGAAGUUGGGCUACGGCGAAGAAUUGCCUGGGCGUUAUACAUGCAGGAUCGCUGGAUCUCGUUUGUGCACGGCCGGCCGGCGCUCCUCCAUGACGAUGACUGGGAUGUCCAGCCCUGUUCUUCAUCAGACUUUCCAGAAUAUCAUGACAAGCCGGAUGACUCGUCAAUAGGUACUAUAGCGGCUCCAACCGGUUGGCGACUUUUUCUCCGCCAAAUCGAAUUAUCUCAGAUUCUGUGUGAAAUCUAUCGUAUUUAUUAUGCAACAUCGGCAACCAGGCGAAACGGCUCUCUCGAUCAGAUGGGCGUCCGCGCCGCGGUAGAUCUUGCAAAACCCAUCAUUGCCCGGCUUUCUCAAUGGAAAUCGGCCCUGUCGCCAGAUCUGGCCUUUACUGCAUCGAAACCACGUACACUCUGUGCAAGCGCAUCUCUUCAUCUCGCAUACCACACUGUUGUCAUUGCAAUGUAUCGAGCCCUUGUGCGGAUACUCACACCAGAUACACCAGAAUCGUUGUAUACAGCCGUCCGUAGCGCUGCUAGGGACAAAUUACAAGCUGCCGUGCAGCUGCUGGGUUCCAUGCAGCCGGAACAUACAUCGGCGUUCUGGGGUAGUGUUGCUUCUUACCAGGUGGCUAUGAUAGGAGCCUUUGCCGGACUCUUGUGGGCCACGGCAGAGACUAGUGAGGAAAUAGCCUGGUGCGCCGCUCGCAUAGAUGAUCUGAAGUGGGCGUUGAGAGUCAGAGGUGCAGCUGCGCCUUUUGCUAGAGAGGCAUUGCAAUUGCUAGAGCAUGAGACAAGCGGUCUCAACGCUUUAAAGGCCACUUGA